Molecule: messenger RNA, 1676 nt
Organism: Syzygium oleosum
Lineage: Eukaryota; Viridiplantae; Streptophyta; Magnoliopsida; Myrtales; Myrtaceae
Product: E3 ubiquitin-protein ligase RDUF1-like
Exons: 1
Coding region: 155-1291 (378 amino acids)
Biological process (GO): protein ubiquitination
Cellular component (GO): cytoplasm
Molecular function (GO): ubiquitin protein ligase activity
Source: RefSeq, a predicted model, not a curated record
UCCGCCAUUUCCAUAUCCUCGCCCUCGAUCUUUCUCUGAAACCGAUUGCUUCUGCAUCCCGAUCCCUUCGUCUCCAGGAUUCGACCUCCCAAGAUCCGCGGGCUUUUUUUUUAAUUUCCCCGGCGAGUCCCGAGCUUCGGCGUCGGCCGCAUCGAUGGCGUCCGCGGACUACUCGUACUGGUGCCACCGCUGCAGUCAGGUCAUUCGGGUCGAGACCCGCGAUUCCGGGUCCGUCGCCUGCCCCAGCUGCGGCGGCGGGUUCGUCGAGGAGCUCGAGUCCCCGUCCUCCGCCGCCGCCGCCGCCGCCGCCGCCGCCGCCGCCGGCCCUCCUCCGCGCCACCGGUUCCCCGCGGCCGCCAUGUACCCCGGCAGCGGCUCCGAUUCGGACUUCGCGCCGCGGCGCAGGAGGAGGAGCGGCAGCGACAGAUCCCCUUUUAACCCGGUUAUCGUCCUCCGCGGAGCGGCCGACGGCGGCGGCGGGGACGAGGGGAUUGCGGUCGAAGGAGGUAGCAAUUACGAGCUGUAUUAUGAUGAUGGUUCGGGUUCUGGCUUGCGGCCGUUGCCCGCGAGUAUGUCGGAUUUCUUGAUGGGUUCGGGGUUCGAUCGGCUGCUUGAUCAGCUGGCUCAAUUGGAGAUAAAUGGGAUUAGGAGGUUAGAGAAUCCCCCGGCUUCGAAGGCUGCUAUUGAGUCUAUGCCCGUGGUUAAGAUCAUCGGGAAUCAUAUAGAUGCCGAAUCGCAUUGCGCUGUUUGUAAGGAAGCUUUUGAGCUUGAUGGUGAAGCUAGAGAAAUGCCUUGUAAGCACAUCUACCAUGCUGAUUGUAUAAUGCCUUGGCUUUCGAUUAGGAAUUCGUGUCCCGUGUGUCGGCAUGAAUUGGCGAGUGAUAUACAAAGCAGUGUGAGUAAUGUGAAUGAUAGAGAUGGGAUUCGAGAGGAGGAUUCGGUGGGGUUGACGAUAUGGAGGCUCCCGCGAGGCGGGUUUGCAGUGGGGAGGUUUACAGGGGGAAGGAGAGCUGCUGAGAGGGAGUUGCCCGUUGUUUACACUGAAAUGGAUGGUGGUGGGUUCAAUGCAGGCGGGGUUCCAAGGAGGAUUUCGUGGGACUCAACUAAUAGGAGAGCCAGAGAGAGGAGUGGGUUGCGCCGGGCAUUUCGCAGUUUCUUUUCAUUCUUUGGGAGGCUUCGAACUUCAUCGCCCAGAUCAGAUGCUGAUCCUGAACCGGGGUCUACGAGGAGAGGUCACUUAACUGCUGUAUUUGGUAGAUCCUCACGGAGGCGCGGCCAAGUCUUGUUCUAGCUUAAGGGGAAUCAGCUGUCAACUUUUCCCUCAUCUUCAAAUUAGUCUGCACUUGAUGGUGCAUUUGGCUGGCUCAAUUUGAUGCGUGGCAAAGGUUGAAAAUUUGCACAGUUAUUGUAGAUAAUAACACCAAUGGAAGUAGGAUGAAGAAACUCUCUUUUGAAGGUCAUCUGUUUGAGGAGUAAAUUGUGUAAGGGUGCGUUUCCACACAAAUUUUGGCCAGAGCAAGUAAGAAGUUUCCGAUGCAAUGCAUGUAAUGGGCUUUCAGAGGUAGAGAAUAGGUCAUUGUACAUGGCUUCAGCUCUGCCGACAGCUAUAUUAGAGGAACUCUAUCAGUUUUUGUUGGCUUAAAAGUUAUGAAAGCAAUUUUUAACCUUUUCCUCCA